Molecule: messenger RNA, 1080 nt
Organism: Beauveria bassiana ARSEF 2860
Lineage: Eukaryota; Fungi; Ascomycota; Sordariomycetes; Hypocreales; Cordycipitaceae
Product: WD domain-containing protein
Exons: 3
Coding region: 1-1080 (359 amino acids)
Biological process (GO): transcription-dependent tethering of RNA polymerase II gene DNA at nuclear periphery; RNA export from nucleus
Cellular component (GO): nuclear pore
Molecular function (GO): RNA binding; ubiquitin binding
Source: RefSeq, a predicted model, not a curated record
AUGGCGGGCCUCUUUGGAGCCGCGACCACGUCGAGCACGGCCACAUCGAAUGCGCUCGGCGAUCUCAAGUCCGACGUCGCCCUGAGCGACCCUCCCACCGACACCAUCACGGCACUGUCCUUUUCGCCGGGCCAGAGUCAGCAGGACUUCCUUGCCAUCUCUAGCUGGGACAACAAGGUUCGCAUCUACGAAAUUGCCCCAAACGGCCAGAGUCAGGGCCGCCACGCAUUUGAGCACAGCCAACCCGUCUUUGACUGCGAUUUUUCCAAGGAUGGAACAAAGGUCGUGUCCGCGUCGGCCGACAAGAACGUCAAGGUCUGCGACCUAGCCUCGCAGCAGGACAUUGUCAUUGGCACCCACGAACAGCCCGUGCGCUCGUGCCGCUUCUUCGACAGCAGCGGCACGCCCAUGGUGGUGACGGGCUCGUGGGACAAGACGGUCAAGUACUGGGAUCUGCGCCAGCAAGGUGCUGCCGCCAGCGUGCAGUGCCAGGAGCGUGUCUACACUGCCGAUGUGCGCGAUAACCUUUGCGUUGUGGGCACCGCAGACCGCUACAUCAACAUCAUCAACCUCAAGGACCCGACCAAAAUUUACAAGACUCUCCAGAGCCCGCUUAAAUGGCAGACAAGGGUAGUUAGCUGCUUCACCGAUGCUGCCGGCUUUGCUAUUGGCAGCAUUGAGGGGCGAUGCGCGAUUCAAUAUGUUGAGGAAAAGGAUUCUGGAUACAACUUUUCGUUUAAGUGUCAUCGCGAUAAUGCCGUCAACAAUAUUGUCAAUGUUCACGCCGUCAACGCGAUUUCGUUUCACCCCGUCCACGGUACAUUUAGUACCGCAGGCUCGGACGGCACGUUUCACUUUUGGGACAAGGACGCCAAGCACCGCCUCAAGGGCUACCCCAACGUUGGCGGUAGCAUCACGGCGACGACGUUUAAUAAGAGCGGUAGCAUCUUUGCCUACGCCGUGGGCUACGACUGGAGCAAGGGCUACCAGCACAAUACGCAAAACUUGCCCAUCAAAGUGAUGCUGCACCCCAUCCUCAACGACGAAUGCAAGCCGCGUCCUUCAACGAAGAAGCGGUAG